UUUAUUAUUAGUUGACAAAUUUUGCCAGCCUAUAAAAAGUUGCAGAACAUGCAAGGAAUUUCUAAGUAUAAUAACGAAAUUCGAACUAGAAUCAUCGAAAAUGUGGUCAAAAAAAGUUAGAAAAUUAAAUGUAUUUCUAUUAUUGAUGGUCCUAGUAAAUAUCUCCCUAGGUGAAACUACGCUGGACCCAGCCGACCAGAAUCAAGAGCCUAAUGGAAAUGCAGAAAUUGUGGAACAUUUAAAUUCGAUUGAUGGAAGUGGAUUGGCCGAAGAUGAAGCUGCAAUAGUAACUGAGGCUACAAAUGAAUUGGAAAAUCCUUCUGAAUCUGUAACAGAAUCUGCUGAAAAUGUUCAGAAUACAGAAUCCCCCCAGAAUGACUCGUAUAGUACGGAAACAAUAGUUGAAACAACAACAAAUCAAAUAGAAUGUGUUUGUGAUUGUACUGCUAAUGGUAAUCAAGUUUCAGUUGGUUGUUCUACCCAAACACCAGAAGUGGUAAUAACAGAAACUACACAACAAACGAAAGAAAACACUUCCACUAACAAUGACUCCACAUUGCCGAACACUGAAACUAACAAGUCAAACAUUGAAGAGGAAACUACAGAAACUGCUAUUGAAUCUAAUGCAGAACAAACAACAGCCGAACCAGAAACAACAACAACAACAGCAGCUCCUCCAAUUUGUUCCACUCCCGGUAUACAGGCUAAUGAGUUAAAUUGCCAACAAUAUAACCAUUGUUCUUUGGAAGGAUCUCUUGAUGGCAGCUUUCAUUUACUUACAAAAUCUUGCCCCGAAAAACAAGCUUUCAAUAUUGAACUUAAUCGCUGUAGUCGUGAUAUCUCUUCUUGUUCCCUGCCCAUUCAGUGCCUAGUUAAAGGUGGAAUAGCUGAUCCUGCUAGCAAUUCUUCAUAUUAUCUAUGUGAACCUCGUCUAAUUGGUGUUGGUUUUCGUAUUUUUCAUAUUGAUUGCGCUUCUCAUGAAAUCUUCUACCCUGAGUUGGGUAAAUGUUUUAUAGACUUUAAUAAUUUACCCAGCCAGGAUGUGCCGCUCUUUGGAUGGAAUCAAAUCAGAGAUAUUGAUAUUGUUAAAGCAGAAUUGAAGCUAUUAAAGGAACAGGAUAAACUACAACUGAAACUAGAAAAAGAACGUCUAAAGGCAGAAGAAAAAUUACAAAAAGAAUUAGAAAAAGAAGCUAAAAAGAAAGCGAAGGAAGAAGAGAAAAUCAACAAAGAAAAAGCCAAGGUGCAAGCCGCUAGUAUUGUAUGUGUCCAGGAAGGUAAUUUUGCCUCUGAAAUUGCAGAGAAUAUUUAUUAUGCCUGCAUUACCAAAAAGGGUAAAUUGAAGCCUAUUCCCAUGCAGUGUGGUUUCGGAGCAACAUUUAGUGCAGCAACUGGCACCUGUAUCAGCAGUUUACCCAACGUUAACGCUAGUGUUAGCGAUGAUGAAGAUGACGAUGAUUAAAUUAAUUUAUUAUUUUUUUUAAUUAUUCAAUUUAUGGUGUGUUCAAUUUGUUUUUAAUAAAUUUUUUAUUAAUAAUAAACGUUUUGAAAUCUAGA
Messenger RNA from Lucilia cuprina (Australian sheep blowfly), 1557 nucleotides. RefSeq lists its product as uncharacterized. Gene Ontology annotation, molecular function: chitin binding. The transcript is spliced from 2 exons. Gene Ontology annotation, cellular component: extracellular region. Lineage: Eukaryota; Metazoa; Arthropoda; Insecta; Diptera; Calliphoridae. The coding region runs from base 101 to 1462 and encodes 453 amino acids. The record is from RefSeq and is a predicted model, not a curated record.